AUGUCUAGCAACAAUAACUGCUGCAGCAACGCCUCCUUGCGGAGCACUUCGAAGCCUAGUUCAUGGGUUACGGAAGUUCAAGAUCUGCGGAAGACCCUUCCUCUUUUUGCAGUCAUGUACACCGUGUACCUUGUGGGACAGAUUCUGCUUGGUUGGGUGCGCCACAAGCAGAAGCUCAAACAGAUACACGCAGAGAAGGAUGCCAACUGCAUAGAGGCCGAAAGUCGAAACCUGGAGCUUGAGCUACGGACUCAGCUUGCCGAAGCUACAGCUAGGGAGGCAAACUCGCAUGCAGAGCAAUUUGCUCAGCAAGCUAGAGAUGCUAAUGAACAAGCUGAAGAAUUUCGGCGGCGAGCUGUCCUGGCCGAGGAACAGGUGAGAAACUUCGGACUUUUGCAGGAACAGCUGGCUUCGGCUCGGCCUGUUCCUAAUAGAAUGGCCUAA
Molecule: messenger RNA, 444 nt
Organism: Penicillium samsonianum
Lineage: Eukaryota; Fungi; Ascomycota; Eurotiomycetes; Eurotiales; Aspergillaceae
Exons: 2
Coding region: 1-444 (147 amino acids)
Source: RefSeq, a predicted model, not a curated record